UGUUCAACUCCAAACAUGCUGGUGGCUGUGCUGCUCCCCUUCUUGUGCUGCCUGGGUAGUGCUGCUGCUGGGAAGCUGCUGGUGAUCCCGAUGGAGGGCAGUCACUGGCUCAGCAUGAAGGAAGUGCUGAUUGAACUGAGUAAGAGAGGGCAUGAAAUAAUUGUCAUGGCACCAGAGAUGAAAACAGUCGUAGAUUCUUCAGAGUGGUACACACUGAAAAGUUACCCUGUACCUUUCAAACAGGAAGAGAUGGAAGAACUUCUGCAUUCACUUACUGCAAACAGUAUUAAUGAGGAGCCUUUUAUUUCCAGAUUUUUGGGUAUUUGGGAGCUUUUUAAAAAGAGUUCUGCCAUCUUUGAAGCUGCUUGCCGUUCCCUACUGCACAAUAAAGAGAUGAUGAAAUUUAUUGAAGAAAGCAAAUUUGAUGUACUGUUAACAGAUCCUGUGACACCAUGUGGACAAAUAAUUGCUUUGCAUUUUUCUAUUCCUACUGCUUUCUUCUUGCGGGCUAUCCCAUGUGCUAUAGACACUCAUGCCGCUCAGAGUCCAGACCCACCGUCCUACGUCCCACGAAUGUUCUCCCUCAAUACAGACCAUAUGACAUUUCCUCAGAGAGUCAAGAACGUUCUGAUCAGCAUUUCAGAGGCUUUCACCUGCAGAAUCAUCUUUUCACCAUUUGAAAGACUGGCCUCAGACUUUCUCCAAAAGCCGAUGACAGUUACAGAGCUUUUAAGCCAUGGAUCCAUUUGGCUGAAGAGACUUGACUUUGUCUUUGACUACCCCACACCCGUGAUGCCCAAUAUGAUUUUCAUUGGAGGCAUAAACUGUGCACGGAAGAGGCCUUUAUCUCAGGUCAGUGACUGGCUGGGAAAAGUAUAACAAGGGAGAAGUUCC
Molecule: messenger RNA, 894 nt
Organism: Oxyura jamaicensis (ruddy duck)
Lineage: Eukaryota; Metazoa; Chordata; Aves; Anseriformes; Anatidae
Product: UDP-glucuronosyltransferase 1A1-like
Exons: 1
Coding region: 16-879 (287 amino acids)
Molecular function (GO): UDP-glycosyltransferase activity
Source: RefSeq, a predicted model, not a curated record